Argiope bruennichi is the source of this 862-nucleotide messenger RNA. Its product is annotated as dynein axonemal heavy chain 10-like. Bases 290 to 862 code for a protein of 190 amino acids. The transcript has 6 exons. The record is from RefSeq and is a predicted model, not a curated record. NCBI's taxonomy places the organism in Eukaryota, Metazoa, Arthropoda, Arachnida, Araneae, Araneidae.
CCUGCAAAGGAAUAGAAUUAAAUUCAUACUCGAAGAGCUUUUAGAUAGUUUGUCUGAUUUAAAGAAAGAAGAAAUUUCUACUCUGGAGAUACCUAUUGAAAACCUUUGCUCUGUACUUGAUCUCGGAGUGCAUCAAAUACAAUGGGAAUCAACGGAUGUACCGGACUUUAUCAAAAAGUCUAAACAGGCUGUAGAUAUUUUCAGAGGAUUCGUUAAUCGAAUCAAAAACAUAGUUCAGGAAAUCGACAAAAAUGUAAAAUCGCUUUCUACGUGUGAUUUGUUCCAAUUUAUGAAGAUUGAAGAUUCGGUGCCCCCUUGCGAGGCAUUCUUUGAAAAUGCCAGAAUGAACAUGGAAGUUAAGGUCCAAAAAAUGGUUGGCAUUUAUUCUUCGCUGGAACCUUUGCUGAAGAAACUAGAAAUGAUUUCUUGCAGAACUUCAUCUGGAAGAGCACCCCAAAUGAGAGAAUACUAUUAUGCUUGUGAAGAAAAGAUAUUAAAAUCUUUAACAAAAAUGAUGCUAUUAAAUUUGGAGUACUUCAAAGAUGAAGUAAUGGAACAAUUUUUAUAUCCAUAUGUAGAUGCAGCAUUUCAAUCCAAAGAUGAACUUAUUACAUCUUCUAUCAUAAGGAUCAAACUUAUAUUUUUGACUUUCAUGAAAAGUGCUAUGGAAAGCACAAGAAAAUUAAAAAGAUGGCUGGAUGGUACUUGCAUUGAAUCAAAACCAUUUCAUAUUACAGACAAGAAAAUCCAAAUGGAAUUCUCAUAUUACCUUGAUUUAUCUAUGCAUCCUCAAAUCAAGAAGCUUGUUUUGGUGAUUCUAAGCAACUUUUUUGCUUAUGUGGAUAAACAAAAAUCAGAAUAA